AUGUCUACCAAAUCAAGGUCUUUCACCAUUAACGUGCCCGCGACCUCUGCCAACAUCGGACCAGGCUUCGACGUUGUUGGUCUCUCCCUCUCCCUCUAUCUCACCCUCAGAGUAGACAUCCCCAAACCACAUACUUCCUCAUUCGUCCCACCCAAAAUCACUUACACCGGCGAAGGUGCCGACGAAGUGCCACUCGAUGCCUACAAGAACCUGACUACCCGUGUGGCCCUCUACGUUCUUCGCUGCCACUCCAUCCCUUCCUUCCCAUCCAAUAUCAGCAUACACUGCCACAACCAAAUACCCUUCGGUCGCGGACUUGGCUCCUCAGGUGCCGCUGUUAUCGCCGGAGUCCUCCUCGGCUCAACUCUGGGCGAACUCUCACUUUCCCCAAUGCGAGUGCUCGAUUUUGCCUUGAUGGUCGAACGGCAUCCAGACAACGUUACCGCCGCGCUAGUUGGUGGUUUUGUUGGCUCCUAUCUUCGGGAGCUCGACCCUGUGGCAGCUCAGGCCGCAGAUGUACCUCUCAGUGAGGUACUCCCGGAGUUUCCUCCAGACGCAGGACCGGAAUGGGGCCUCGAUCCGCCUGUUCCUCCUCAGGGAAUUGGUCACUAUGUUCGCUUCGGAUGGGCACCUUCAAUACGUGCUGUGGCCAUCAUCCCGCGAUUCGAGUUAAGCACGGCGAAGGCGCGUGAAGUGCUCCCUACCUCGUAUUCCCGGAAAGAUCUCGUCUUCAACCUUCAGCGACUUGCUGUAUUGACGACAGCCCUCGCACAAUCACCACCUGAUCCGGAACUCAUCUAUGAAGCAAUGAAGGACCGUAUUCAUCAACCCUACCGCAACACCCUGAUUCCCGGUCUUCCCGAAGUGACCUCGAACAUCACUCCAAGCACCCAUCCAGGUCUCCUCGGCAUUUGCCUUUCAGGGGCAGGUCCGACCAUUCUCGCCCUUGCUGUCGACGGAUUCGAGAAGAUUGCAGAAGAUGCACGCAAAAUCUUCAGGGAGAAAGGUGUCGAGGUUGACUGGAAGUUGUUAGAUGUCGUGACCGAUGGAAGUGUCGUGACCGAAUCUUGA
Molecule: messenger RNA, 1071 nt
Organism: Stereum hirsutum FP-91666 SS1
Lineage: Eukaryota; Fungi; Basidiomycota; Agaricomycetes; Russulales; Stereaceae
Product: homoserine kinase
Exons: 3
Coding region: 1-1071 (356 amino acids)
Biological process (GO): L-threonine metabolic process
Molecular function (GO): homoserine kinase activity; ATP binding
Source: RefSeq, a predicted model, not a curated record